AUGCGAAUAGACAGUGAGCGUCAAGCAACAAUAUGGAUCAGAGGAAUUGUAUUUGCUGGAAAAGAUCGUGACACGCUCAGCAGCUUAGUGGUAAUCCUCUUCCAUCCAUCCCCUUCAUGCUCGGAAGACAAACAACAUAACAUCAAUAAGCACAUGCAAUGCCCAAGAACAGACCAGUUACAGCGCCAGGCGCAAAACCAGGCGAAUGUUGACGAGAAGGCUGUGCCCCUUGACCUCCCCAGGUGUAAAAAGAUUGUUCUGGUCCUAACGGCAGCAGUUGCUGUGUCCGCUGCCCCACAGGGGUACAGCCUGCCUACACCACCCGGGCCAGUCGUAAAUCUGGGGAGUUGCGGUAAGGGGCAGGUGCGACACGUGGAUGGUAGAUGCGUGACCCCCCGCGUCAACGAACGCGUUUUCCUGUACAAUGCCCCACCGAACCCAAGACCCAAUACCCCGCCCCCAUACAUCCCAGAACCUAAAGUAGACCGCAACGUGCUGUUCAUCAAACUUGCAGAGAAACAGGUUCAAGAUCCCAUUGUGGUGCCGCCUCCAAGGCAGGACCAGUUUACUUCGUCAACUACGGCCGUCAACUAUUCUUCCGGAGGAACUAGUCUCCAGAGCGCCCUGACGACCGCCAUCAACGCCGAAGGCCAAGUCAUUACCGCUAGUGGAGGCGCUCUGGGUGGAGCUGGUGGAUUUGGAGGCAGCGGGAGUGGCAGUUUCGGAGGCAGCGGAAGUGGUAGCUUCGGAGGCAGCGGAAGUGGUAGCUUCGGAGGCAGCGGAAGUGGCAGCUUCGGAGGCAGCGGAAGUGGUAGCUUCGGAGGCAGCGGAAGUGGCAGCUUCGGAAGCAGCGGCAGCGGCAGUUUCGGAAGCAGUGGUAAUCUCGGCGGCAGCUUCGGAGUUAGCGGCAGUGGCAGCCUUGGAGGCAGUGGUAGCCUUGGAGGCAGUGGCAACUUUGGAGCUAGCGGCAGCGGUAGUCUUGGCAGCAGCGGCAGUGGCUUUGGAAACGGAAACGGAUUUGGAAGUGGAAGCAGCUCCUUUGGCAGUGGCAGCAGUUUUGGAAGUGGAAGCAGCUCUUUCGGAGGCGCAAGCGGUAGCAGCGUUGGAGGCAGCAGUGCCUUUGGCAGUGUCAGCAGCGUUGCAGGUGGCAGAAGUGCCCUCGGAAGCAGCAGCACGCUUGGUAGCGGAAGCAGUACCGGAAGUGGCGCCAGCGGUGCUUUUGGCGGCACUUUCGGAAGCAACAGUGACAGCAACCUUGGAAGCUUCAGCAGCAACUUCGGAAGUGGCAGCAGCGGUUUCGAGACCAGCGGUAGAAGCAGCAGCCUUGGAAGCAGCAGCAGUACCGGGGGCAGCCUAAGUCUCAGUGGAUCUGGAUCAUCAGGAGCAGCCAGCGGGAGCUUCGGAACUGACUCUGGCUUCGAAAGCACUGCAUCGAGAAGCUCUUUCAGCGUGCCAGCCCUGUCCAGCAUCUACACGACACCAUAAUCUGUAGGAAGACAUUCUUUAUGAAUCUUCGGCUUCAUAUAAUGUGACUCCUAAAGAGAAAAAAAUUAUAAUCAAAGUGCUAGAAACUUUGAUUUAUAGCGAAGUAGAUCAGAACAACCAAAUAAACUUGCACGC
Messenger RNA from Penaeus vannamei (Pacific white shrimp), 1620 nucleotides. Lineage: Eukaryota; Metazoa; Arthropoda; Malacostraca; Decapoda; Penaeidae. The record is from RefSeq and is a predicted model, not a curated record.